GGGGGCAUCGCACGUGGCGCCCGCCGGCCUGCCGGGGGAAGGAUGGGCAAGUCGAAACAGCGGGCUGCGGCGGUGUCUGCUGCCUCGCGGAGGGGCGUGGUGCCAAGCGCCAGCAAAAUGAAGAAGAAAACCAACUCAAAACCAAAAUGCCUGAAUGAGCAAGAAAUUCCAUAUCGAUUGAGAGAAAUCAUGAGGAGCCGUGAUGAACUGAGGAACCCUAAGAGCAAGAAGAAAAAGAAAAUGGCAAGCAAAGAGAUGCCUAUGCUGGAGAGUGACAUACCAGUGCCAAAAUUCAGAAGGCGGACAGGGGAAACGGCAUCUUCCUAUGUCAGGCGGAUGGAGCGGGAAACGCAACACGUGCAGUUCCUUACCAAAAACCAGCUACAGCGUGAACCUGAGAAAGAAGAGCCCAUUCAAGAGAAGUCCAAAAGGAAAAAAGAAUUUCAGCAGAAGAAGCUGGAUAAAAUCCAAAAGCAAAAAGAGGAGAAAAAAAUGGCAAUGCUAGAAAAGGAGUUCCUGAAAGAUUCAGUGAAAUUUGGAGAAGUUGCUUUGCAACCCCCCACCCUUACAGUAAAACCAAGAAAAGGUGUCAUCAAAGACAAGGCUGGCCAGAGGCAGCUUCUGCUAACGUCUCUCUUGGGCUCUGGUAGAGCACCCUCCACUCAGAAAGCCGCUCAUGCAUCUCUGGCUCGCCAAAGGAUUUUACAGGAGGAGAGAGAGCGAGUUAUCCAAGCCUACCGGGACAUAAAGCAACGCAAGCAACAGCAAUUGAUCAGGAUGCAGCUUGAUAUGGACAAACUAAAGAAGCCAGUCUGAGUUGUUGGAGUGCUUCUGCCAUUCCUAAACAUGGAGCAACUUCGUACAAGCACACAACAGCAUCCGGGUCUGUCGUGCAGUCAAGUGAUCCUGUUUUGGAGGAGUCUAUCCAGCCAACUCAGCAGGCUGAUAAACUUGGGAGAGUUUAUGGAUGAGCAUAUGUUGCUCCUAGAAGUAGUCUGGAUGCUUUUCAAGGCAUUUUUCUUGGCCCAGCUUUGGAACUGCAUAACCAGCAAAAAUUGUUUCCACAGAGGAUCAGCAUCUCUGUUCCAGGAGCUCAAGAAUGGAAACUGCUUCUUGGUCCAAUCCUGCCUGGAAAUUUUUGUUGAACAUUUUAUACGCGUGUGUGUGUGUGUGUGUGUGUGUGUGAGAGAGAGAGAGAGAGCGAGAGAGAGCGAGCGAGCGAGCGAGCCAGGGUGGUAUAGCAGUUAAGAGCACAGAACUGGGACUUGGGGAUCAGGGUUCUAGUCCCCACUCAGCCAUGAAGCCAACUGGGUAACUUUGGGCCAGUCCUAGACUCUCAGCCCAGCCUACCUCACAGGGUUGUUGUUGUGGGAAUAAAUUUGAAGGAAGCGAGAGGGGAAUGAUUUGGAGUUCUUUGUAAGAAAAAAGGUGGGGUAUAAAUGUAGUAAAUAUUCAAGUUUGCAUUUUGGGAGGUGAACAUUUUUUCUAUGUGACCUCUCUGGCUUACAAAAAUGUAAUGUGAAGUACUGAAAAACUAUCUCGCUGAGGUGGAUGGAAAGAUAAAGAUCUGUCUUAGAGUACUGUUCCUUAAAUGCAAAAUGAAGCACAGUAGAGAUGUGUGAGGAUGGCCCAUGUCUCAGACAAGAUACUAUUAUUCUCUUAAGCCUCUCUGUGCUACUUAAGAAACACAAUUCUUUCAGGCUCUCUUCUGCCCUGGGUCAGCCUGCCACAUGAUCUCUGGAGCAGAAGUGGAUCACGCACCCUUCUACAAGAAAUGAAUUGAUUAAAUCUUGCUUCCAGACAGAGUGGUUACCUCUUCUUUCCCCAUCGCUAGGAAGCAUGUCUUGUCCUGUUCCUCAGUUCUUGUUCUAGUUGCAAGGAGUUGCUUCCUCACUGAGACCAGCACUUGUCUGGAUGGCAGUUUCCUGGGAUAGGAACACCUGUGGGAUAAGUCUGGCAGGGUUUCUGGGGUAGGAUGGAAGAAGCUGUGCUCCUUGCUUGGAGAAUUUUUCAUUCAAGCUUGUAGUACAGAGCUGAUGAAGCUGUCAAGCACAGCUAAUGGUGAGGAUGAUAGGAAUUGUAGGUGAAAAGAUCUGGAGUGCCACAAGUUGCUCAUCUCUGCUAUAAAAGGAGAACAUUGGCUUCCCUGCUUUCAAAUCCUGUCCCACUUGCACCUGGGUAAGAACCGAAAUAAACAAGAGCCUGUGCAUGAAGGAAACUGACACAGUCAAAUUGUCCUUUAAGCCUUCUGUGUGCAAAAACCAUGUUGCACUUUACUUCGCUGUGCCAAAGCCCUACAGGCAUCUUGCACACAACAUCUUUCCUUUGCUUCUUUAAGAUUUCGGUCCUCUUCAUUCACUGCCAGGAGAAUAAAUAAACAUACUUUAUUUUAAAUGAGAUGGCAUUAAAAAAUGGGCUGCUGGUCCCUAAACAGAAAGGUGGAUAGGAGAGUGUAAAGCAAGCUCUCAUCCUGUGUAGCACAGAUCUGUCAAUAGGUGGCAGGAUGUGCAUACAAGCCCUGUGGAUUCGUGGCUUGGCAGCGGCUUUGAAAAGUUUUUAGUCUUUAGGUUAAUAUAGCGGGAGCCAAGCAGAACUCUCCCGUGUACUCUCACGGAUUCUCCCUGCAUCUUUUGAAUUGAUCUAGUGUGGAAUUAGGCUUCAGGUCUUGGCUCAGUGCUUGAUGCUCUGAGAUCUUGGCUAAACUUAAGGUAGCGUGAAAUAUUGGUCUAGUCUCUUUGAAUUCCUCAUAUGCUUUCUCUUGAAGCAUUUACUGUGCUCUAAUCCCUGCAUACCAGUGUUUUCCAUUCCUUGUUGCUGAACGCCAUUUGAUUUGUCUGCAGGUUAUCGUUGAGGUUUCUACAGCUGUAGAGUCUGCGAAGCUGCUUGGGGAGGUUGGGAGUGUGGGGAAGAGAGAGGGGCCUGCAUGCCAUUCAGCUUUGUUUAUAUGAGUGAGCACCCCGAGGCAUGAUUUUAUUCACUGUGCAGCAUCUUUACUCAGCAGAGAGCAAGUAUGUGUGAUAAUGUCACCUUGCAGCGCAAUCCAAUACAUUACUUAAUUCUGAUUCAGACCUGCAGUGUUCCAGGGAGACCUGUAAGCAUGCUGGAGCAAGUAUGCCUCUGAUUGCUGUCUUAAAGCAACUGACAGAUGGUGUCACAAUGUCUGGAGUAGAAAAAUGGAUUUGUGCUGCAAAUAAAAGAACUGGUGCUCCAUUUGUUGCAAAGAACAGCACAGUCCCAAAUUGUGAAGAUGAUGGUUUUGAAUAGGCGAUGACAGUAAAAUGCACUAGUGAGCUUUUGACCCAUACAGAAUUCUUAUUGAAAGAAAUAUUGUACAGUCAUAAGAACCUGCUGCCCCACCAAAAAUAUUGGAUAUCUAGUAAUAUCUGUAGCUCAUCCUCUGCCUUUGAAAUGCAUUGAGGUCAUUGUUUCAAAAGGUGAAGUGCUUGGCUAGCCACUGUCUUUGGUAGCUCAGAUCUCAAGUAUGUUACAAUAACACAUGGCUGUGCUGGGGCCCUGGCAGGUUGUUCACCCCAGGUUUAAAGAAAAAAUAUUCUUACAUGCCUGCAAGAUACUCUGAGUUGACUUGGACAAUCAGCUUGAGCUGAUCCUAACAGUAUCAAUGCUGAAGGCUGAACAUCAGAGUUCAAAGCUGAACUUCUAGAAUUCUGUGGGUAAAACACACAGGCUUUCUUAGUAAUGGUAGAGCGAAGCUAGCCAGUGUGUUAACAUAAAGCUAGGAAUAAUUUUUAUUAGAUUUAUAUCCCACUUUCUUCUAAUAACAAACUCAAAGCAGCUUACAUCAUUCUUCUGCUUUCUAUCUUAUCCCCACAACAACAACAACCCUGUGAGGUAGAUUGGACCUAGAGUCUGUAACUGGCCCAAAGUCACCUAAUUAGCUCCAUGGCUGAGCGGGGACUAAAGCCCAGAUCGUUUGAGUACUAGUCCCACACUCUUAACCACUGCAUCACACUGGUUUCCUAUUUUGGGUGACAGUUAAAGAAAGUUCAUAGAAGUUUGGGUAGAUUUAUUUAGAAGCUGGAUGAUUCCUCACAGAAUAAAGGCCCAGCUUCAGAUUUGUUUACUUUGUUGUAAGGUUACACUGCUAAAUUGGUAAAUUUGAUAUUCUCCCAGUCACAUCAAAAGCAAAGGGAGCCAUGCUGGCUUUGCUUAUUUCUGCAGUGCUCGCCUGAUGAAGAGAUCUCAAGAUCUUGAAUGCUUCCCCUUGCUUGUUAUGCUUUGAUUCACCAAAUAAAGGUCAUAGACUAACAGGUGUUAAUUUCCAAGUAAGUAUGUUUAGGAUUACAGCCUUUAUGCCUAAGGCUGGAGUUCCAGUAAUGGGUGUGCAGAAAUAAGUAUCAACAUCAAUUAAGUCUCUGCAAAACAUGCAUAGAUAGAUUCUGUGUGCCCCAUUUUAAUUGGUGAUGCUUAUGUAUAUAAUCCUAAAUAGGUAAAAAGUAUUUGAUGCUUAGUCUAUCCUGAAUAUUCCCUGUAUGUCUAUGCAUGAAAUCAAUUCAGUACAAGAUUUUAUCUUAUGCCUAAAACAAAAUAGGUAACUAGGUCACAGAGUGUAUGACUAAUGUAUUAGAAUCACUGGUGAAUUGGUGAGCUAACCAGUAGGAGUAUAUAUACAGUGAGAUAAGAACUGCUCAGUGGGAAAUGGAUCCAGGAAUCCUGGAAGUAUGUAUAUGAAGAAACAAAACCAUUUUUCUUUUGAAACUUUGAAAGCACUGUUCAGAGUUAUCUGUAAAUUGAAUCUGCUACCACAGUGGGUAACCAGGAUCUGUAGGACCUAUCUUCAUUGUCCCAGUCAUUUUGAAAUGCUGGAGGAGAGGAUCCUUAAAAUUGUCCUUUUAAAAUCACAGAAUAUGGUUCCUGGUUGACCAAAGGAUAGCAGUAGCACUAUCAAGAUUAAAGGAUUAGGAACAGAAUAAAGAGAAGAGAUCCGAUCACUAAUUUUUUGAUGGCAGCUAAAAUCAUGAUUGUUGAGUACCAGCAAUCUCCCGAAAAUCCAUCAAGCAAAAAAUGGCUGAUAAAGGGGCUGGUGUUGGCAAAAAUAGGCCACUUAUCUGCAGUGGUUCAUCUGAAGGAAGGGAUAGGCUGAAAUGUAAGAACAGCAUUGUAGAUCCUGGAUUAAUGCUUUUCACAGUGAAAGGAUGAUUAAAGUAUUACAUAGUAAGAGUGAGAACGAUGAGUCAUAGGCAGUCAUUGGUCUGCAUAGAGAGGGGUGGGUGAAUGCGUGUGUGUGUGUGUAAGAGAAAGAGAGAUUAUUGAAGAGUUUUUUGGGGUUUUUUAAAGUGAGAACUGGGAGCAAGCUGCCUUCAUAACGAGGAACCCUUUGCUGACUUGGGAAAUGUUCCAGCCUGGUGGCUCACCACACGGGCAGCUGUGCGCAAAGCCACGGGCUUCCAGAUCUAACACAAACAGCUCUUGACAAUAUUCUGUUUUAAAUGGCUGAGUCUGUAAUCAGUGCAGGUGAUUAGCAUCUGGUUUGAAAUUUCUAGCCCACCCCUCACUUUGUGGUGCUGCUGUUAAACAUGGGUUUAUCCUUGUGCCUACUUCCCUACAAUGCAAUUGUAAUUGUAUUGUUCAGCCUUUUUAUGGCAUGAUCAUUUUUCAGUUUUUCUCUUUUUAAAGAGACCCGUGGCUCAUAGUUCAUGCAAUUUAAUAUGCAAGUCUUAAAGGAAAACCUUAGAACACUGCUUCAGAAACCAGUGGAGCCUGCAACAAAAUGUGGCAGCGUGAAUGCUUCUGUUCAGUGUGCCAGGCCCUCUUUCGCCAUUCCACCUCCCCACUUUCCUGGCACUUCUCCCACCCCUUCACCACCAACAUUCUGUGGUGGUUCUGGCCUCCCCAUUUUUAUGGUUUUGCAAAUCAUGGAGUUUCCCCUAAGCCCUCUGUUUUCUCCCUCUCAUGGGUCAGUUUCUGGGGUCUCUAUCCAGAUUUGAGUUUUUAUUAGUAUGACAAGAUUAUGUUGGAAAGAUGCUGAGAUUCACAGGAUCGUGUCAAUACAGAGUUGAGGCACUUGAGAGAAAAACUUCCUUAUACAAGGAGGAAGUGGUUUCAAAAGGUGGUUCAUCUUAUGUAUCCUGAUGCGAGAGCAUUCGCUUGACUGUAUUUUAGGAAUGCACUCUGCCCUAAGGCUCAGGAUGCAUCUCGCUCAUUUUAGCCUGGAUUUGACAGGGUUUAGACAACAUAACUCAGAGUCAGGGCUUAAAUAUGAGCUGUGGUUGAAUCAUCAUUGGUUACUGCUGAAAUGUGGGCUAUUGCUUUGCUCAGUCCAGCUAUUAAUCACAAACACCCCAUGAAAUAAACCAUGGGUUGUGGAUGCCGAACUCUUCACCAUGGUUUGCUGCUUCACUGGGUUCAAGCAACAUGAUAACUCACACAUAACCCAUGUUCAGCCCUUGUGUGGGUGUUAAUUGUGUUCCCUGAACCCAGUCUUUCUGGACAUGCGUUUUUUUGCUGAGUUUGUCUGCUUUGCUCUAUUUUUCAAGCUGAAAAUAUCCUAGGCCCAAAUAUUUUAAGGUGUUCUUCUUUUAGUUCUUGCAUUGUCUGAGACAUAACUAAGAGGACAGGGCAUAUGUAAGAGGAGCUUUUCAAUGUGUUUGUUUAAGUAUCAGGUUUCUGAGCUAAGUUGUGUUUGCACAGGUCACAGAAGGGUUUGGGGUUUUCUUGCUAUUUUUCAGUCUUGUUUACUGGCUUGUAGUUCCGCAUAAUCUUUUUGUCUCCCUUCGAAGAAGCGUUAUGGCUUUCCCUUCAGUGUGAGCAAAUCCCUCCGCCCUCUCAGACUGAGGCUGUGAUUGAGAACACGUCUGCGACAGCACAGUAUGGAUUGCUAUGAAGCCGUGUGUGGAAUAUGCAUAAUAUGAGAGUGGGAAACGUGCAUAACUAUAAUUUUAAAAAAUCAGCAGGUGUCUAAUGACAUUGACAAGUGGCAUGAAAGACUAAAUGAGGUUUUCUCUUUUCCGGUACCACAGACAACUGACAUGUGGAUUGAGCUGCCCAAUCAACAUUUCAAAAAUAAGUGACAUUUGAGUUUGAUGGUUGCCGUACACUGUCUACAGACUGCCAUCAAGAAGGGGUAAUUUAAAAUGCAGGCAUAUAGGCAGUGUGUUUGGAGAAGCUGUCAUGCUCUAGAAUGCGGGGCAUUCCCUUCAACUUAAGCAAUUUCUCCUUGUUCAUAAUCAAUUUAAAGUGAGUCCUAACAAAGAAUACCUAAGGCUGGAAAUCUGAAAGGUGAAGUGGAAUGAAUUUUCUGGGCUAGAUUGUUCCACUUCAGACUGCAAUGGGGGGAUUUCAGUUGUAUUGUUUUCUAUUGCUCCCUUCCUCAGUUGUAUUUGCAUUAAAAAGUUCUUUCUCCCUGACAGGCUUGCUUUUUAUGUGCAAGGUUGCUGCUGUUGCUUUGCUGUGGAUAAAAAUUUGGAGAUGAACACCACCUGCUGUUUGUAGUGGUACAGCCUGGAAUCAUCUUUACCACUUAGUUUGCUGUUCAUUGGAACUGGAUGGUGAAAUUGUGACUGCUGAUAUUACUCCACUCGGUCAAAGCUUCUGCCACUCGAGGAAACAGUGCAGAUGCAAAAGAAAUGUUUCCAAAUUAUAUGAGUUUUGAAGGGAGACACAUUUUCCUACUUCAGUUUAAUAUGCUAGAGGUCUCUGUUCACCUCUAGCCAUAUGUAACAAGUGAUGGCCACAAAUGGCCACCUCUUUAUCCAGAACACCUUCCAGGCAGUUGGAUGCUCCUGGAUUGUUCUCGCAUUUAGACCAGCAUCUGCAGCCACUUUGGCUAUGUAUGUGGAAGACUGCUUCAACAAAGUCUGCUUGCUGGUUCAGA
This is a messenger RNA of Varanus komodoensis (Komodo dragon), 7831 nucleotides long. RefSeq names its product coiled-coil domain containing 137 (gene CCDC137). The coding region runs from base 43 to 816 and encodes 257 amino acids. The record is from RefSeq and is a predicted model, not a curated record. Lineage: Eukaryota; Metazoa; Chordata; Lepidosauria; Squamata; Varanidae. The transcript has 6 exons.